Etheostoma spectabile (orangethroat darter) is the source of this 585-nucleotide messenger RNA. Its product is annotated as protein mono-ADP-ribosyltransferase PARP12-like. The transcript has 5 exons. The annotation marks the transcript as partial. Gene Ontology annotation, cellular component: nucleus. NCBI's taxonomy places the organism in Eukaryota, Metazoa, Chordata, Actinopteri, Perciformes, Percidae. The record is from RefSeq and is a predicted model, not a curated record. Gene Ontology annotation, molecular function: NAD+ poly-ADP-ribosyltransferase activity.
GCUCGUGGAGGCAAAGUAUCAGACAUAGACUGUCCUACACUGGAGCAAAGGUUUCUGGACAAUGACACAGAUGUGGUGGAGUUCACCGCUGGUUCCCAGUCCUACUCACUCAGUUUCCCAGACAUGAUACAGACAAACAAGCAGUACGGCACCAAGAGGCUCGUGAAAAGACGUCCGCUGUUUGUCUCUGCAACUGAUGUCAAAACAAAGAAAGUGAGAAGGCCUCUUGGUAUACAAAGUUUGGCCGCUGUACCCGGCCACUGGGACAAGACGCAGAUUCCUCAAACAGGAUACAAGCGAGUCCCCCUGCAGCGCUCCUCGGAUGAAUUUAAGGAGAUUGAAAGUCUUUUCUGUAAAACCAUGCGAGGCUUUGACAUUGUCCAAAUUGAGAGGAUUCAGAACAAAGCUCUUUGGGAAGUCUUUCAGUGGUACGUAGUUACUUUGCCCGGGAUGCAAAAUACUCCCACAGCUACACCGGUGACUCUGAUGUCAAAUCCUUGUUCAUCUCACGGGUGCUGGUGGGAGAUUACACCAGAGGGUCCUCCAACUACGUCCGACCUCCUUCCAAGGACGGCGGAGACAUAA